AUGGAGAAAAUCAGAACCAUCUCGCCAGUACUUCAUCUAGAUCUAAAUAAUUUCGAUUCGCCUGAAGCGGAAACAUGUCGAUAUGUUUUAACCAGUCCGCGGUCGUUGGAAUCUUGCGCAAGAUUAGGGGUGAAACCGGUUGAUUUAUUGUUUAAAUCUCUAUCUGAGUUCAUUGAAGAAAACGAGGACUUGCCGUUAGAAGCUCUCACAAUUCUGUAUGAGGCACACGAAAAAAAACGUAGGGAGCGUCUGCGUCUCUGUCGAGAAGAAAGAGAGAGGAUUAUACAGGAUGGCAGAAGUAUAAAGUCCUCCAGUAAACAAUUCUUAGCCCUUGAAACUGUCCUUGAGCAAGCAUCUGAGAGCCAGUGCUCGGAUUCCAAGUUCAAACACAACUCUGAAGGUAUUAGAAAAGAAAAGAAUCAGUCUGUGGGAGAGUUAAACUGCCAGCAGUCUACGCCUUCCCUCUCUGAAAAAUUCAGGGAACAGUGCACGCGAAUGAGUACGCAGAGGGCCCCAGACUCUCGUCAGCACUGCCAAUCCAGUUUCAGUUUGGGGGACCUCAGGCAGUCCCCAGCCACAGAGAGACUGCUACGUGAACUGACUCAGGAAAUAAGACGUAAAAGGUGUAUCACUGUACCUGAGAAAGACUGUAAAAUAGCUGCACUGAUGUUGGUGAAACACGAGGAAGAGCAAGACCGAUUGACGCAGAGCCAUGUGGAGGAGCAGCAACGGGAGGAGGCCCGGAGACAAGAAGAGGAGCGACGGGCUUGUGCCGAGCGCAGGAGGAGAAAAGAGCUGUUGGGGCGCAUACGACGCUGGUACGAGGACGUAGAGGCCAGGAGGAGGCGUCGGGAACUAGAGGCAGCGAUGCUGAUUGAGCAGCGGAGGCAGAAGACGCAGCUACAGGAGGAGCGUUGGAGGAGACAGUCAGAAAUGCAGAUGGCACAGCGCAGGGAGAAGAUAGAGUUAGUGCGGAGGGAGGUGGAGGAGCGUAAGCACUACCAGGAGACACUGCUGAAGGACAAGGAGAGGAAAGAGCAGGCACAGCUGGAAAAGGACCUAAAGCUGUCACAGGGCAAGGAGCAGCAGGCCAAAAGAAGCAAGGAGAUUCUGGAGAGGAGAGAGAAAAGGAGGCUCCAGCAGGAGAAUCAGAGAGAGAAACUUAGACACCUCCUCCUGAAAAGGAAGGUGGAAGAAGAAGCAGAGGCUGAGAAGGCAGUUAGGAGGGGCGCGCUGGAGUGGAAGCUGUGUCGCUCAAUGGAGAACCACGCCCAGCUGGUACAGGCUCGACUGCAGGAGCUGCGAGAACGUUCCGUUCGUGAAGAAGAGCAGAUUCGAAAAGCACAGCAGCGGGCACGCUGGCAGAAGCUCGAACAGCAAGAACAGAAACAGGCCCUGGUCCAACUGAGCCAGCAGCGUUCUGAACAAGCACUGCAGCACGUGCAGACCCAGCAGUGCAGACGAGCUGAGCAGGUCAAACAGUGGAACCAGGAGAAGACACUCUCCCACCGUCAGCUCAGAGACAGGGCCAAAAAGAAGGAGGACGCUGAGUGGGAGCAGAGACGUAACGCCGCGGCCCUGAAAGAACGCAGGAGGGAACAACUGCAGAAGGAGCGCGAAGAGGCGCAGGAGAGGAGCCGCAAGGUGGCACGAGCCUCCUGCAACCUGAGGGAGAGGGUGCGGGAACAGACCCAUGGUCGAACCUUUGACCAGAUGGCACUGGAGGCAGAACUGACCGCUCAUUUUGGUCGCUUAAAAAUCUGGCAGUAA
This is a messenger RNA of Chanos chanos (milkfish), 1770 nucleotides long. Its product is annotated as coiled-coil domain-containing protein 177. The transcript has a single exon. The record is from RefSeq and is a predicted model, not a curated record. Lineage: Eukaryota; Metazoa; Chordata; Actinopteri; Gonorynchiformes; Chanidae. Bases 1 to 1770 code for a protein of 589 amino acids.